GCGGCCCACACCAGUGGGGGUCCUCUAGGCGGCUCUGUGGGGCCCACGAGGCUGACCUGCCGGCCGCGGCCGCUUUAAGGCGGGGGCCCCGCCCCCGGGCUCGGGGCGGGAUCUUAAAGGCCCCGCCCCUCGGCUCCUCCCCCGGGCCGCGCGGGCGCAUUGGCUGUGCGGGGCGCGGGUGGCCGGCGGUCCUUUGAACGGGCGGCGGCGCGGAACGGGCCGGCUUGCGGCUGGGGCGGGGCUGGUGUCCGGGCUUCAAGGGCUGUGUCGGGGUCGGGGCCGGACACCUACGCUCCUCGGCGGCGGUGGCGGCGGCGUCCGGGCCAUGGCGGCCGAGGCGCGCGUGUCGCGCUGGUACUUCGGUGGGCUGGCGUCGUGCGGGGCCGCCUGCUGCACGCACCCGCUGGACCUGGUCAAGGUGCAUCUUCAGACUCAGCAGGAGGUGAAGCUGCGCAUGAUGGGGAUGGCGCUGCAGGUGGUGCGCUCCGAUGGCAUCCUGGCUCUCUACAAUGGGCUGAGCGCCUCCCUGUGCAGACAGAUGACCUACUCCCUGACUCGAUUUGCCAUCUAUGAGACCGUGCGGGACCAGGUAACCAAGGGCAGCGAGGGCCCCCUGCCCUUCUACAAGAAGAUCUUGUUGGGCUCCAUCAGUGGUUGUAUCGGCGGUUUCGUGGGGACCCCCGCGGACAUGGUCAACGUCAGGAUGCAGAAUGACAUGAAGCUGCCCCAGAAUCAGCGCCGAAACUAUGCCCACGCCCUGGACGGCCUGUACCGCGUGGCCCGAGAAGAGGGUCUGAAGAAGCUGUUCUCGGGCGCAACUAUGGCGUCCAGUCGAGGGAUGUUGGUCACCGUGGGCCAGCUGUCCUGCUAUGACCAAGCCAAGCAGCUGGUUCUCAGCACGGGGUACUUGUCCGACAGCAUCUUCACGCACUUUAUCGCCAGCUUCAUUGCGGGUGGAUGCGCCACAUUCCUGUGCCAGCCCCUGGAUGUGCUGAAGACCCGGCUGAUGAAUGCCAAGGGCGAGUAUCAGGGUGUUCUGCACUGUGCCAUGGAGACAGCGAAGCUUGGGCCGCUGGCCUUUUACAAGGGCCUCGUGCCUGCCGGCAUCCGCCUCAUGCCCCACACCGUACUCACGUUUGUGUUUCUGGAGCAGCUUCGCAAACACUUCGGCAUCAAAGUGCCGUCCUGAUGUGGCCGUGGGAGCAGAUGGGUCAUGCCCAGCCCCCUGCCCCAGUAUUUUCCAGAGUCCUGGAGGGUCAGCAGCUGAGCGCUGCCCUGAGCCCAGCACCUGCCCGCCGUGCUCCGACCCCCUCCUCCCUGGCUCAGGACCCCCGCCCCA
Lagenorhynchus albirostris (white-beaked dolphin) is the source of this 1339-nucleotide messenger RNA. It is a transcript of the gene SLC25A10, whose product is annotated as solute carrier family 25 member 10. The transcript has 11 exons. Bases 326 to 1189 code for a protein of 287 amino acids. Gene Ontology annotation, cellular component: mitochondrial membrane. The record is from RefSeq and is a predicted model, not a curated record. Gene Ontology annotation, biological process: oxaloacetate transport; malate transmembrane transport; thiosulfate transport. Gene Ontology annotation, molecular function: succinate transmembrane transporter activity; antiporter activity; malate transmembrane transporter activity. Lineage: Eukaryota; Metazoa; Chordata; Mammalia; Artiodactyla; Delphinidae.